AUGGAUGACCUAUUCGAUGUGUUCGAAGGCAAAUCUCAGCCAACUCCAGAGAAAGACGCCAAAAAACGACAGAGGAGCAAGAAACGGCAGGCGAACGGCGAUGUCAAGGAGACAAAUGGCGGAUCAGACGCUGCGCGAACCAACGGCGACUCUGCGAUGCCGGAUGCCGCGGCCGCUCUCCCUGAAGCUCCGACAGAGUCAACGAAGCCAGACGAUGCUCAAGCGCAACCCGACGCAAAGCGACUACGGCGAGAGGCAGAACCGGAGCCUGUUGUAACCGACGCCUUUGAGACCGAGCAAUCGAGGGAGGUCGCGGCGUCAGCAGGACUACAGGCCCAGAAAGAGGGCGCAGCUGUCGUGUUGUCACAUCAGGUCAGGCAUCAGGUCGCAUUACCUCCGGACUACGACUACGUCCCCAUAUCGCAGCACAAGCCGCCAGAAAAGCCAGCGAGGGAGUGGCCGUUUACGCUGGAUCCUUUUCAGCAGGUGUCAAUCGCAUCUAUCGAGAGGAAUGAGAGCGUACUCGUCUCGGCACACACUAGCGCGGGCAAGACAGUCGUGGCGGAGUAUGCGAUCGCACAGUGCUUGAAGAACAACCAGAGAGUCAUCUAUACGAGUCCGAUUAAGGCGUUAAGCAAUCAGAAAUACCGGGAGUUCCAUGAGGAGUUCGGCGACGUAGGUUUGAUGACCGGCGAUGUGACGAUCAACCCGACGGCUACUUGCUUGGUCAUGACUACUGAGAUUCUACGAUCUAUGCUGUACAGAGGUUCAGAGAUCAUGCGCGAGGUUGCGUGGGUAAUAUUUGACGAAGUCCACUACCUCCGAGAUAAGUCUCGCGGUGUCGUCUGGGAGGAGACCAUUAUAUUACUUCCCGACAAGGUGCACUAUGUUUUCCUGUCCGCGACCAUACCGAAUGCGAUGCAGUUCGCAGAAUGGAUUACCAAGACGCACAACCAGCCCUGUCACGUUGUCUACACUGACUUCAGGCCCACUCCGCUACAACACUACUUCUUCCCUGCCGGCGCAGACGGCAUCCAUCUGGUCGUAGACGAAAAAGGCAAUUUCCGGGAGGAAAACUUCCAAAAGGCUAUGGCGUCUAUCGCAGAGAAGCAAGGAGACGACCCUGCUGAUCCGAAUGCUAAGAGGAAGGGCAAGGGCAAAGACAAGAGACUCAACAAAGGCGGCAACAAGGGCCCUUCAGAUAUCUACAAGAUUGUGAAGAUGAUUAUGAUGAAGAACUAUAACCCUGUCAUCGUCUUUAGCUUCAGCAAGCGAGAAUGCGAGAACCUGGCCCUCCAGAUGAGUCAACUGGCAUUCAAUGACGAGUCGGAGAAGGCUAUGGUGGGCAAGGUGUUCAACAGUGCUAUCGAAAUGCUCUCCGAAGAGGAUAAGCAGCUACCGCAGAUUCAGCACAUUCUCCCGCUGCUACGGCGAGGCAUCGGCGUACACCACUCUGGACUACUUCCAAUCCUGAAAGAGACCAUUGAGAUCCUGUUUCAAGAAGGUCUUAUCAAGGUUCUUUUCGCUACCGAGACGUUCUCCAUCGGACUGAACAUGCCUGUGAAGACUGUAGUAUUUACUAGCGUGCGCAAAUUCGACGGCAUCACCCAGCGAUGGGUAACACCAUCGGAGUUCAUUCAGAUGUCCGGUCGCGCUGGUAGAAGAGGUCUUGAUGAACGUGGGAUUGUCAUUAUGAUGAUUGACGAGAAGAUGGAUCCCGCUAUCGCGAAAGAGAUCGUUCGCGGAGAACAGGACAAGCUCAACUCCGCCUUCUACCUUGGCUACAAUAUGAUUCUGAAUCUCAUGAGGGUGGAGGGUAUCUCACCCGAGUUCAUGUUAGAGCGCUGCUUUUUCCAGUUUCAGAAUACAGCCAGCGUGUCUGGGCUGGAGAAGGAGCUUCAAGAGUUAGAGGCUGAGCGGGCCAGUAUUUCGAUUCCGGACGAGGCCAUUGUACGUGAUUACUACGAUCUGCGGCAACAACUCAACACCUACACGAAGGACAUGCGGGACGUCAUCACUCAUCCUACGUAUUGCUUGCAGUUCAUGCAAUCCGGCCGCCUAGUACGAAUCAAGUACAAGGACUACGACUUCGGCUGGGGCGCAGUCGUCAACUUCACGCAGCGGAAGCCUGCCAAGGGGCAGUCCGCUUCGGAGAUGACGCCACAGCAGACUUACGUGGUCGAUGUGCUGCUCCAGGUUGCUGACGAUUCGUCAUUCGCCCCUCACGCAACGCAGGAUCUCCCACCCGGAGUGCGACCGCCCGGGCCAGGGGAGAAAGGCAAGAUGGAAGUCGUGCCAGUGCUGCUAUCGUGUAUUGACUCGAUAGGACACCUGCGAUUAUUCCUACCGCCAGAUCUCAAGUCAGUUGAUCAGAGGAACGGCGUGCGAAAGGCUCUUGAAGAAGUCAAGAAGCGAUUCCCGGAUGGAAUUGCAAUUCUUGACCCGAUCGAGAACAUGGGCAUCACGGAUGAUUCCUUCAAGAAGCUGUUAAGGAAGAUUGAGGUUCUUGAGUCGCGGUUACUGUCCAACGCGCUCCACAACUCGCCAAGGCUGCCAGACCUCUAUAACCAGUAUGCGGCCAAAAUAGAGCUGACAAACAAGAUCAAGGACAUCAAGAAGCGGAUUUCAGAAGCCUUCUCAAUUAUGCAGCUCGAUGAGCUGAAAUGCCGGAAGCGAGUCCUACGGCGUUUGGGCUUCAUCAACGAAGCGGAUGUCGUUCAACUCAAGGCACGCGUCGCUUGCGAGAUCAGCACAGGCGAUGAGCUUGUGCUUAGCGAGCUCCUUUUCAACCGCUUCUUCAACGAGCUCACACCGGAGCAGUGCGCUGCCUGCUUAAGCUGCUUCAUCUUCGAAGAGAAGAGCCAGGAGACUCCUGCUCUGAAAGAGGAGCUUGCCAAACCCUACCGGGAGAUUCAAGCUCAGGCUCGCAUCAUCGCGAAGAUAUCUCAGGAGAGCAAGUUGCCCGUCAAUGAAGAUGACUACCUCCAGACCUUCAAGUACCAGUUGAUGGAAGUCGUCUUCGCGUGGUCUAAGGGUGCUUCGUUCGCUCAGAUUUGCAAAAUGACGGACGUCUACGAAGGCAGUCUGAUCCGCCUGUUCAGACGGUUAGAAGAGCUGCUCCGCCAAAUGGCACAAGCGUCCAAGGUCAUGGGUAGCGAAGACUUGGAGCAGAAGUUCGAAACUGCCCUUGAGAAGGUCAGGCGCGAUCUUGUUGCUGCGCAGUCGUUAUACUUGUAG
Messenger RNA from Coniosporium apollinis CBS 100218, 3237 nucleotides. Its product is annotated as DEAD-box superfamily nuclear exosomal RNA helicase MTR4. Gene Ontology annotation, cellular component: nucleus. The transcript is spliced from 4 exons. NCBI's taxonomy places the organism in Eukaryota, Fungi, Ascomycota, Dothideomycetes. Gene Ontology annotation, biological process: RNA catabolic process; maturation of 5.8S rRNA. The record is from RefSeq and is a predicted model, not a curated record. Gene Ontology annotation, molecular function: ATP binding; RNA helicase activity; RNA binding. Bases 1 to 3237 code for a protein of 1078 amino acids.